AUUCGCUCUACGGACCCCAGAUAAACUUUCUACCGACAGCUUCUCAUCAAAGCAUGCAUCUAGCUCGCUAUGGGUCCGCGUAGCGGUUUCGAAGAAAUCACCGUGAAACCUCUGGGCCACCAGAGCGGACGCGAUCGUUACCCGAGGAAGUAUGUGGAGGAUAAUGAUAUAGAGAUCCCACGAUGUGCGGCGUGGGGUAUGAAUCUUACUGCGCUUUCGCAGGUAUAUAAUAUGUACAUCGUUGCCUAUGGCCCCCAAAUCCACAUCUACAAACCCACCGGCCCCCAACAACUCCUCACCACCGAACCCCUCCUCAUCCUCGACCUACCCUCCACCCCCGAAGCCGACGCCCUCCGCGACAAAGACGCCUACAGCACGCACAGCAUCAACCAUCUCAUAGUCGGCAACCUCGGCACCCGCGAGAUCAUCCUCUGCGCCUGCGCCGACGGCGACGUCCUCGCAUACUACACCACGCCCGUUCACCGAGUCACGCUCACCCGUCCCUCCACACCUCCGUCCACUCCACCCUCCACCACCCCUCCUCUCGCACCGCCACAACCAACCCCCUUCUUCCACGAAAACGUCAGCAUUAGCGCCUGGGGCCUCGCAAUCCACUCCCAAUCGCGCCUUGUGGCAGUAAGCUCCAACAAGCAUGAGGUCCAAGUCUUCGCCUUCGCGCUCUCCUCCGCCCCUCCCUCCCCUUCGCGCCCUCCUUCGCCAUCCCUCUGCCGCCCUCUAUCCAACUUCCCACUGAUCUCUCCCCUUCCACCCUCCCCGCCAUCUCGCUGCGACAAUUUCCGACUGUGCUUACGGUUGGGGACGCGGGGUGAUAAUAUUCCGUCCAUCGCGUUCACGUCGACGCCCCAAGGGGACGCGGAUAGUAUCGUCGCAUCGGAUAUUAGAGGGGCGCUGUGGUUCCUCUCGCUUUGGGAUUGGGGAGUGCAGACGAGGAUCCCUACAUCACCGGGGGGCGUGAAUUGGCGGCGCGAACCUCAGGGGUGGGGUGUGCUUGUGCUGGACGACAAGUUUGGGCGCGGUGCGAAGGAGGUGGAAGAGGCGUUUGGAUGUACACCUGGGGACAGGGAGGGGGAAUGGGAUAUCAGCCGCUCGAUCGCCGAGAUUCGGGGGACGAGAGUUGGGGCGAGGGAGACUCCAGGAGAGUAUCCGGGGGGGUUUUUUGCGUGGGGGUAUGGGGCCGGAGGGGGGUUGGAUGUGGCGGAUGUGGAGGGGAUAGAUUUGGGGCUUUAUUGGGGGGAUUUGUUGGAUGUGGAUAAUAUGGACGAUGAAGAGUUUGAUGGGGAUGAGGAUAUGGGUGACGACCUUGAUGGUGGUGACGAUGAUGAUGAUGAUGAGGAAGAAAGCGACGAUUCCGCAACCAACUCACCCGCCGCGCAUCUUCCAGUUCCCGUCCCACCGCAUCAUCUCAUCCUCCAUCUCAACAGACACGCAUUAACACUGUACCCGCCAACCGGCAGAGCCACAUUCUGUUCCCCUCUACUGCGCCAGGAUGUUUCUCAUGCACCAGCGCAAUUCGCGCACCCUAUGGAGUUCUACAAUCGCCUGAACAUGGCUGUGCCAGUACCCGGUAUUAGUUGCGUAGUUAUAGGGUCGCAGGUGGGUAGGGUAGCUAUUAUGAGGAUUAUGAAGGGGGGCGUGAGGGAGGACCGGGGGGUUAGGGAAGGAAAUGGAGAUAAGAACGGGAAUGGAGGAAAUAGCGAGAAGGGGGGAAAGAAAGGGAAGGGAGGAAAGAAGGGCGAAAAUGGAGAAUCUAUACCCGCAACAACAAUGCGUAUCGAAACCAUCCUCCCCCUCGCUACCCAAGAAGGCCGUAACCGCGAGCGUCCCGCCACAGGCCUCCACGGCGUGGCCGUCUCGCCGAUGCCGGAGUGGUUACCUGGGAUGGAGGGCUCACCUAUUGGAAGAGGAAAUGGGGGGUCAGCGCGGAGGAGGAGGGGCGUGAAGAGGUGGCGGGUUAUGAUGCAGUAUUGGGAUUUAAGCGUGCUGAGUUAUGUGAUUAGUGAUGAGCGGGCGUUGGGGGCGGAGGACUUAUGA
Pseudogymnoascus verrucosus is the source of this 2052-nucleotide messenger RNA. RefSeq lists its product as uncharacterized. The coding region runs from base 70 to 2052 and encodes 660 amino acids. The transcript is spliced from 3 exons. NCBI's taxonomy places the organism in Eukaryota, Fungi, Ascomycota, Leotiomycetes, Thelebolales, Thelebolaceae. The record is from RefSeq and is a predicted model, not a curated record.